This is a messenger RNA of Cetraspora pellucida, 182 nucleotides long. Lineage: Eukaryota; Fungi; Glomeromycota; Glomeromycetes; Diversisporales; Gigasporaceae. The record is from the annotation of a GenBank genome assembly.
CCCAAUCUGAAGCCUCUGAGAAACAUCUAACAUAUUUAAAAUUUACCAAUAAAGAUGCUUCUAUUUUUGCUUCUGCUAAAGUAGAAAUAAGGAAGAAUAAUCCUAUAGAGACACAAACCAAGAAGCAAAAGGUAGAUAAAAAGAAGGAAGUAUUAAUAAAAGAAAUAGUAAGAGAUAAUUAG